Messenger RNA from Pundamilia nyererei, 618 nucleotides. RefSeq lists its product as uncharacterized. The transcript has 6 exons. NCBI's taxonomy places the organism in Eukaryota, Metazoa, Chordata, Actinopteri, Cichliformes, Cichlidae. Bases 1 to 618 code for a protein of 205 amino acids. The record is from RefSeq and is a predicted model, not a curated record.
AUGAGGAAGAGAAGCUCUCCAGAGAAAGACCGUCCUGACUUUAAAAGCAGGAAACUGACUCCUGAUGAGAGGAUCACUGAGACACCAGAUGCGCUUCAACCUGAACCUGGACCCAGCUGUGUGUCUUUGAAGAGUGAUCGGUCAAAAUAUUUCAUCACCAACUUUAAAGGAAGAAAGUCUGCUGCUGCUGAGGAAGCUGAUGAGGAGAGCCUGCAGCAUCAAUCUGAUCUGGACUCAAUAUUUAAGAUGCUGGAGGGAAACAUUAUCAUGUUUGUGAAGGACGAGCUAAAGAAGAUGCAGAAUGAUCUGAAUCCAGAUUAUUCAGAGUGUCAGAGGGAUGAAGAGGAGGUGUUGGACAGUGAGGAAGAGAAGCAGAGAAGGAGCAGCAGAGAGUGCGGAGCAGACACAUGGUCGCCAGCUGUUGUUGUUAUCAUGGGUUACCGAGCAAGUAAGAUUGCCUCACAGGGAGACGACGCAUUCAUGCAAAAAUUCGCUACCGGCAGUGCGAGGUACAAAAAGGUGAUAAAGGAGAAUCAGGAUCAUAUGGAUGCAUUUAAAGCCAUCAAUAUCUUCAGAGAGCACAUGAUGGCCCAGAAGGCUUUCUACAAGGCUCUGUAA